AGAAAAAUGACAUUCAAUUUCAAUUCUUUACUUCUUGUGACUCUUUCAACUGUAGUAGUUGCUUCAAUCUUGGGCCCUGUUUUUGCAACAAAUGAUGAUCGAAAGUUACUGGAUUCGUUUGGACGUGUAUUGAAUAGUUUAGCUCCUUCCCUGUCACAUGGUGGUUGGCAACCCAUAGAUGAUACAGAAGAUUCUAAAGUGGUGGAUGUUGCAGAAUUUGCAGUAAGUGCGGAAAACGGCAUAGUAAAACGUCGAGAAUUUGAAUUUCUAAGAGUGGAGGAUGGAAAAUUUCGAAUUGAUAAUAAUGGCAUCACUUAUCAAUUGGAUAUUCUUGCCACAAAAUUCUCUGAAUUAAAUGAAUAUUCAGUGGUUGUUCUUGAAAAUUCUAAGGACCAUGUUAGAAAACUCAUUUCCUGGGAUUAAUCUUUUGCUUAAAACUUAAGUGUAUGAGCAUUUAGAAGUGCCAAUUAAUUACCCGAUAUAUUUUUGCAUAAACAA
Molecule: messenger RNA, 498 nt
Organism: Lycium ferocissimum
Lineage: Eukaryota; Viridiplantae; Streptophyta; Magnoliopsida; Solanales; Solanaceae
Product: cysteine proteinase inhibitor 1-like
Exons: 1
Coding region: 7-423 (138 amino acids)
Molecular function (GO): cysteine-type endopeptidase inhibitor activity
Source: RefSeq, a predicted model, not a curated record